Hemibagrus wyckioides is the source of this 2422-nucleotide messenger RNA. RefSeq names its product prostaglandin E synthase 3 like (gene ptges3l). Gene Ontology annotation, biological process: protein folding; chaperone-mediated protein complex assembly. The record is from RefSeq and is a predicted model, not a curated record. The transcript is spliced from 6 exons. Gene Ontology annotation, cellular component: nucleus; cytosol. NCBI's taxonomy places the organism in Eukaryota, Metazoa, Chordata, Actinopteri, Siluriformes, Bagridae. Gene Ontology annotation, molecular function: Hsp90 protein binding; protein-folding chaperone binding. Bases 908 to 1399 code for a protein of 163 amino acids.
CCGCUUUAUUCCUAAUCAGGGUCACGGGGAUCUGCUGGAGUCUAUCCCAGCACACAUUGGGGGAAAGGCAGGGGUACACCCUGGACAGGUCACCAGUCCAUCACAGGGCCACACAUAUAGACAGACAACCACACACACUCACACUCACUCCUAUGGGCAAUUUAGAAUUACCAAUCAACCUAAUGUACAUGUUUUUGGACUGUGGGAGGAAACCGGAGUACCCGGAGUAAACCCACACAGACACGGGGAGAACAUGCAGAACUCCACACAGAAAGGCCCCUGACCUGUUUGAACCCGGGAUUACCUUCACGUAUGCAAAAAAUAAACUAUAUUGACUUUCCCUUUCUUCAACAUUAGAGGUUCUUCUUAGAUAGAUUCGUUACGUAUAAUCCCAAUUAAGUCAUCAAACUGUGAAAAAAAGCCAUGUGGGUGAAUAUUUACGCCUCUAACACGAGCAGAGUAAAAGCUACUGGUAUUUUGGUGUGUAAUCCCCAGUACAGGAGAACUGGAACUUGAGCUAGAAUGAGGAAUCAGGUGUGAAAACAUUUGCCCCCAUGCAGGGUUUGGGGUAGAUUCUCCAUCCCCCAGAUUCACACAGACGUGUUAGGAGAACUCUGCGGUUUUCCCGAAUGUUCCUCUCAGCCCUUUAAAUGGGAAUGGGGUGGAGGGGCGAGGAAGGCGAGGAAGGCGACUCUAACAGCUGAUACUGUCUGUCUUAAAAUAGCCCAGGUCUCUGAGCUACACCACACACACUCACACACACUGCUCACACACACACUGCUCACACACACUGCUCACACACACUGCUCACACUCUCAGUGGGGAAACCGAGAUCUGAGAGAUCUUUCACUAGAUUCUACAUUAAAGAAUCCAAAUAUUUCUACAACUCCAGAAGAAUUCCAAAGAGAUGCCGAAGAUUGUCCGACCAGAAAACAGCCAACCGGCAAAAACGCUGUGGUUUGACCGCAAAAAGUAUGUCACUGUAAACUUCCUGGUUCAGAAGGCGACAAACGUUCAGGUGGACAUCCAGGACACUAAAAUGAUCCUAAGCUGCAAAGAUGACGACGACAACAACAUCUAUAACGAGAUCGAAUUUUAUGAUCGUGUUCACAAAAGUGAUUCCAGGGAGAAGGUACUUGACCGGACCAUUAAUGUUCUGAUAAGAAAAAUGAAGGACAAUGUCGCCUGGCCUCGUCUCACUAAAGACACAGCUAAGCCAGCCUGGCUAUCGGUAGACUUCGAUAACUGGAGAGACUGGGAACACGAGGAGGAAGACGGCCAGGCCGAGUUCGAGCAGUACAUGGAUAUGCUGUCUGAUAUGAAACAGAAAGGAGAGCCCCCGAGCAUGGAUGACCUCGACUUUGAUGUAAGUGCACUGGUUUUUUUAUUCGAUUGCUAGAAGUUUUUAUAUAAAACAAAGAAAUCUAAAAAUAACACAAUUACUUCCACAGAGCGACUGAGAGACUCUGCCUUCCCGAGGUAAAGCUCUUCACCGGAAAAAAAUCUUCUUAAUGUCUAACACACUUUUAUUUUUGCAUACUAACAAAAGUUCCAUACUUUUCUUUCUUACAGAUUUUUCACUCUCUACAAGACUCAGGAAAAAAAACAGCUGACUAAUUGACCCAUUUAGAGUUACAUUUAGAGGAACAUCCUGGUUCGUCUACACUGAUCAGGCAUAACAUUAUGACCACCUGCCUAACCUUGUGUUGGUGCUGCCAGAACAGCCCUGACCCGUCCUGCACUGUGUGUUCUGACCCCUUUCUAUCAGAACCAGCAUUAACUUCUUCAGCAGUUUGAUCAACAGUAGCUCGUCUGUUGGAUCGGAUCACACGGGUCAGCCUUCUCUCCCCACGUGCAUCAAUGAGCCUUGACCGUCCAUGACCCUGUCUCCGGUUCACCACUGUUCCUUCCUUGGACCACUUUUGAUAGAUACUGACCACUGCAGACCGGGAACACCCCACAAGAGCUGCAGUUUUGGAGAUGCUCUGAUCCAGUGGUCUAGCCAUCACAAUUUGUCCCUUUUGGUCAAACUCACUCAAAUCCUUACGCUUGUCCAUUUUUCCUGCUUCUAACAUCAACUUUGAGGACAAAAUGUUCACCUGCUGCCUAAUAUAUCCCACCCACUAACAGGUGCCAUGAUGAGGAGAUCAUCAGUCUUAUUCACUUCACCGGUCAGUGCUCACAGUGUUAUACCUGAUAUAUAUACACAGAGAGAGAGACAGAGAGAGAGAGAGAGAGAGAGAGAGAGAUUACAGUGUUGUGUACACAAUACACAGUCAUGUGUAUUGUCUGAUAAUCAAAUCCAUAUGAAGACCUGGCACUGCUCACAAUGUUAUACCUGAUCGGUGUAUAAAGACUCCAUCCAAAUAAUGCAAAAUGAAACUUCCCACAUUUUUAAUCUAAAAAAAAAAAGAAAGAAAAA